Molecule: messenger RNA, 1245 nt
Organism: Ipomoea nil (Japanese morning glory)
Lineage: Eukaryota; Viridiplantae; Streptophyta; Magnoliopsida; Solanales; Convolvulaceae
Product: polygalacturonase-like
Exons: 4
Coding region: 1-1200 (399 amino acids)
Biological process (GO): carbohydrate metabolic process
Molecular function (GO): polygalacturonase activity
Source: RefSeq, a predicted model, not a curated record
AUGGUGAAAAGUUGGAGUUUUGUUCUUGCUCUUCCAUAUUUCAUCAUCAUCAUCUUCUUGUUUCACCAUUCAUCAGCUGCCAAGAUCACAUAUAAUGUGCAGAAGUUUGGAGCCAAACCAGAUGGGAAGUCAGACUCAACAAAAGCCUUUCUCAAUGCAUGGGCUGCAGCUUGUGCGAAUGCUUCAACAAAACCUGUCAUAAUACUUGUGCCCCAAGGAAGGUAUCUGCUUGGAACUGCUUCGUUUUGGGGCCAAUCUUGCAAGGCUAAAGCCAUCAGAAUCCAGAUUUAUGGCACCCUACUGGCUCCCUCAGAUUAUCGGGUUAUCGGCUUCACUGGAAACUGGCUCAAGUUUGAAAGAGUUUCGGGUCUCACCAUCGCCGGUGGAACAUUGGAUGGUCAAGGUGCUGCUCUAUGGGCUUGUAAAACUUCCGGCAAGACUAGUUGCCCCUCCGGUGCCACGACAAUAGCGUUUUACAAUUCAAACAACAUAGUUGUGAGUGGAAUGAGUUCAUUAAACAGCCAGAUGUUCCAUGUGGUUGUUGAUGGGUGUCACAAUGUGAGACUACAAAAGAUGAAGGUGUCAGCCUCCGGCAGCAGCCCUAACACCGACGGCAUACACAUCCAAGAUUCCUCCGGCGUCACCAUACUCAAUACUAGAAUUGGCACCGGCGAUGAUUGUGUUUCAAUAGGCCCCGGCACCUCCAACUUGUGGAUUGAAAACGUUUCUUGCGGCCCUGGCCACGGAAUAAGCAUUGGAAGCCUAGGGUGGAAUGCAGAAGAGGCAGGAGUCCAAAAUGUGACAGUAAAAAGCACAACGUUUAGGGGAACUGAGAAUGGUGUAAGGAUCAAGACAUGGGCAAGGCCUAGCAAUGCAUUUGUAAAGGGUGUGGUUUUCCAGCACUCUGUCAUGGUUAACGUGCAAUUUCCCAUAAUAAUUGACCAACAAUACUGCCCCGACAAAAAUAACUGUCCCACCCAAGUAUCUGGGGUGAAGAUAAGUGGGGUGACAUAUGAAGACAUCCACGGAUCAUCUGCGACACCAGUAGGGGUUAAGCUUGAUUGUAGCAAGGCAUUUCCAUGCAGUGGAAUAAAGCUAGAUGAUGUAAACCUGAGUUACAGAAAUCAACCAGCUCAAGCCUUGUGCAACAAUGCAGCUGGAAGUUCGUCGGGCAUAAAUCGCCCCGCCGGUUGCCUCUAGUAGUAAUGCAACCGUAUGUAUAUACUAGCUUGUUUUUAUGGUAAA